Messenger RNA from Tetranychus urticae (two-spotted spider mite), 1471 nucleotides. RefSeq lists its product as uncharacterized. The record is from RefSeq and is a predicted model, not a curated record. NCBI's taxonomy places the organism in Eukaryota, Metazoa, Arthropoda, Arachnida, Trombidiformes, Tetranychidae.
CAUAAUCAACGAUCAAAUAAUCAAUUGAAGCCACCCACUUAAACAAAUGCCGCUGGUCAUGAUUAACUUAAGUUAAAUGUUUCUAACGUCGUCAUUAGCCGGUAACCGGUAAUUUGAACCAGAUUUUUGAAGCUAACAUUACACACAGUCGAAUAAUGUCGUUUACCAGUUUACCUCUUAUAAUUUAAUAUGAUUAACCCAUUAUCAUAUUACCUUUUUUCAUCGUCUUCUUUUACUCCAUCGGUCAAAUCAAUAUCCAAAUUAACUGAUGAACUUUACAAAUUAUCAAUCUCAUUCGAAUCAUGAUAGUAAAAGGAAAAUGGAAGAUUAUUUCGAUAGCUAAACGUUGAUCCUCCCCUAAUUGGCAGUCCAUACUGGAACCAAGAGACUCUUAUGAAUAGCUAGUUCUUUUGGGACAGGGGACAGAAUGGAAAAAUCGAAAUGAAAAAUGGUAUAAAAGCGUUUCUUGAAUGUUCAAAAUCGUCAGUCGAAUCAUCUUUAUUCAACAAGUAAACAUCUCAGUUUAAUAAACUAAUUCAACAAAACUCAUCAUGAACUCAAUGAUUGUUAUCUGUUUCACCCUUCUUGCUGGUCAAGCUUUGGCCUCAAACUACGGAGCUGGUUCAUACGGUUCAUCAUACGGAGGUGAUGCUUACUCUGCAGGAGCUUCAUACGGUGCUGGUGGUUAUGCUGCUGAUUCCUAUGGAGGUGAUUCAUACGCCCCAAAAGUAAAGAAGGUCAUCAUUGAACGACCAGUCGUCAAACCAGUCUACCUUACCCGAAAGGUUGUCGAAGUCAAGACCAUUGCUGUUCCAAAGCCAUACGUUGUCACCAAGCCACAUCCAGUUCUCGUCACCAAACACGUUCCAGUUGUUGUCAAGAAAUACAUCGCUGUUCCAGUUAAAUCAUACGAGCCAUCAUACUCAGCACCUUCAUACGGUUCAUACUCAUCCGGUGACUCAUGGGGAGGUGACUCAUACGCUCCAUCAUCUUACGGCUCAGACUCUUACGGUUCAUCUGGAUACGGUGAUGAUUCCUAUGGAUCAGACUCAUACUCAUCAGGAGGAUAUGGUGAUGACUACAAAAAGGCUGCUGCCAAGGCUUAAACUACAAGUUUAUCAUUAACUAAUUUCUUAAUCCAUUUGUGUAUAGACAUUCUCUCUCCAUUCUCAAUCUUAAAAUCAUUUCAUCUCAAUUGUUUCUUGCAAUGUUAAUGUACAGAGCAUCCUAAAUCCUAUUUUCCCUGCUUUUUCUUUCAUACAAAUGACUCAAUUUUAUUUGCAUGAAAUGAAAAACUCCCCAUCAACAUCACAAAAUGCUUACAUUUAUAUACAUCUGAAUCAAUUGCUCAAUGACCAUUUACCUGUAAACAAUCAACUUUUCAGCUCAUGAUAAAUGAAAAUAGUUUCAUGCUAUUCAGCCAAAGGUCAAGCCAAUGGCCAAAAUUCAGAAAUAAACAGUUAAAAAUUUA